AUGUCCGACAACAGAGUGAACCAGGGACUUUUUGUCCCCUACCGGUCGAUGUUCGACCGUAAUACCGGUAGAGACGCGGGAAUGGAGCAGGCGCUAUGGGAGGCUCUCGAGGGAUUACGAAAGUCAGGCUUGAGAUUCGCUAGUGUCAGUGUAUCGACGGUGACCAUCCAGCUUCGUAAUAUCUUGAUGUGGCCACACAUUGUGUUCCCGAAGGAAUUGGCAGUGGCUUUCGUGGAGGCCGGUAGUCUUUCCUUCACAUACGAGGGGUGCAGCUUGCCCUCAGAUGCCGUUCUGAAGUCCUUUCCGUACCCCCGAGUUUCAAUGGCCACGCCGGUGGCCACACCUCCUGCACCUCCGGCGGCACAAAGCAAGAAGCGUGGCCGCCAAGCGGAGGAGUCCGACAAACCAGAGGCGGGUCCUAAGGCAGCUGCGCCCCCAAAGAAGCGCAGGCGCACUGCAGCCAAAGUUACGCAGGGCCAUAAGCCCGAGCAGCCAACGACCGUGCGAAAGGGCAGAAAAAACGCCGGCGGGGCCGUUGCUCAGGGUGCGGGGCAAUGGACAAGGAACGCUGCUGCCACCACGACCUGGGACAUCUCGACCGUGGCCACCUCAACCAUGGCUACCUCGCCCGUGGCCACCUCGACAGUGGCCACUACAACAGUAGUCACCGCGGUCGAUUCGUCUGUGGCAUCGGAGCUGAUCGACAACGGUCCCUCAACUUCGUCGACGUCGAUACUUGGAACGGGGCCCUCGCGUCCCCCAAGUCAGGCGGCGCUAUCCCUGAGAUCUCGCCCGUGGACGACAACACGCUCGACACAUUCAUUGCCGACUGUUUCCGACCAGUGGGAGGUCUCCACACCGGCCACGUCCAGGCUCCCCAUCCCGGCUGUCGUAUUGAUGGUACGAGACAUCGCGCUGCUACAACCGACGCCAGGUAUAGGGGAACAGACCAUGCCACUGCCGAAUGAUACGGCAUAUCAGCCGGUGCUCGUUCCACGUCCGCGUUCUCCAUUUCUGCCCGAUGGUCCAAUUGAACAGGAUCUCUGGGAUGAGUACUUCGUGGCAUCGUUCGGUCAGCUCUCACCCGAGUACCUUGCCUUGCCUGCGAUCGCGCCGGAGAUUACCGAUCCUGCUGUCGGUUACUCCGCGUGA
Sparassis crispa is the source of this 1152-nucleotide messenger RNA. RefSeq lists its product as hypothetical. The coding region runs from base 1 to 1152 and encodes 383 amino acids. The record is from RefSeq and is a predicted model, not a curated record. The transcript is spliced from 10 exons. Lineage: Eukaryota; Fungi; Basidiomycota; Agaricomycetes; Polyporales; Sparassidaceae.